Rhinolophus ferrumequinum (greater horseshoe bat) is the source of this 11324-nucleotide messenger RNA. RefSeq names its product KIAA1549 ortholog. Lineage: Eukaryota; Metazoa; Chordata; Mammalia; Chiroptera; Rhinolophidae. The transcript is spliced from 20 exons. The record is from RefSeq and is a predicted model, not a curated record. Bases 95 to 5776 code for a protein of 1893 amino acids.
AGUGAGAGCGUUCAGGGAGGACCUCCCAAAGGUGGCCUCUGAUCCACUUCUUGAAAGCUGUGAGGAGUGAUGGUGAAUCACGGGUGGCUUCCCCAUGCAUGAUGAGCUCUCCCUGGACCAGCGCAACCUUUCCUCACCCUCCGUGGAGCUCACGCUGACACAGAGCACCGUGCACAGCACUGCACAUGUGGCCUUAACAGAAACUGCUCCAGGGUCCCUGCAAAGCAGUUCUCUCCGCAUCCUAUCAUCUCCCUCUGCCACUACUUUUCAUACAGCCUUUUUUAACCAAGGAAAACGGACCCGAAGUACAGCGGAUCACAGCAUCUUUGUGGCAAAUGACAUGUCAGUGACAAGCAACGAGGUGGUCAUAGAUGAUGAUGAAAUGGAUAACUUUUUGCCAGAAACUCCAUGGGUCACCUCCCGCAUGAUUUCUCCAAUACAGUAUCUCCCAGUCAGCCUACCGGGGCUGCCCAAAGAAAUGUUAGACUCCGUGCUGACUCCUUCGUCACCCGUUACUUUUUCACAAGAUGAAGAAGUGACAACAGCCUGGCAAGACACAAUGCAACAACCAACAACAACGUGUGCUGAAUCCCCCAGUCAUUUCAGUGCUUUUCGGUCAGCUUUUCUGAGUUCCGAUGGCAUAAUUCCAACUCCUAGUAGGACUUUGGUGCUUUAUCCUACUGUCCCUUAUGGGCACUUACCAAGCAGGACUUUGCCAGAGAUCGUCGCUUCAGGAACAGAGGCUGUAGAAACCCUCUUUUUUAGCUUAAGCUUUUCAGUGCCUCAGCGGUUAGGCGACGGCAUCACUCAACAGCCAUUUCCCCCCUCGGGGGAGAUCUCAGCUCCUCCCGUGGAUGUUCUGGUCACAGGUACAGACAGAUACUGGGAUGCGACCACUGCUUUGAGUCAGAGUCUAAAAGAAAUCAUCUCGCCAAGAACAUCCCCUAUUGCAAGUUCCUCACAGACAGCCCUUGCUUUUAGCAGCAGCAGCAGCAGCACAAACUCGGUUUUGUUUUCAACUCCUCUUGCAUUUGCGUCCUUUUCUACUCAAUCAGCCGAUGUGUCCUAUAACCCCUUUCUUCCCAGCAGCUCCACUGAAGCGUCAGGAUUGCCCGGCCAUUCCGUGGUCCCCAGUUAUGUGGGCGACACUCCGAUCUGGAGCCCAGCGUCUUCCUUCCGACCAUACACAUGGUGGGUGUCCUGUACUCUGGUGUCACCUCGGCCCGUUCUGUCAGUGAGCCUCGUGGAGAAAGAUGUGGGGUCGGGGGAUGGUGCUGAGACCCUGUCCGUGACCCUGCUGGAAACGAGCAGCAUCUCUCCACUGAGCAGCAUGGUGGCCGACUUCUCCGAAUUUGAGGAAGAUCCUCAAGAAUUUAAUACACUUUUCCCCUCCAGACCAAUAGUUCCACUUUCUUCUCGCUCUGUGGGAAUCUCAUCCACGAGCUCGGGUAUUUCAGCCGAGGUGGACACGAGGAGUGUCAUGACCACACAGGUGCAUCCUGCCCACGGCCACCUCUCCGUACCUGUGUCACUCGAUACUGCUUCUUUUGGCUCCUUCUCUGUCAUUGAAACUCAAGGCACGCCAUCCAGCGUAACAGCUGUGUUUCCCUGGGUCAUCACCAGUGUCCUCCUGGACUCAUCUUUCUCUGUCACAGCAAAGGAAAGCACACCAAUGCUUGCUAUCGGAGACCCAGCUCCUUUUACGUCCGCUAAAUAUAGUUUGGAUCCUUCAGUAGAGUCCUCCCUUUUCCCUGGCCGACAACAUGCCAGUUUUUCCCAACAGGAAACUGGAAGUAUUUUGGAGUUUGCAUCCAGCUUUUUCUCAACUCCACCGCUGGAAUUUAGCACCGCGGCCCCUUCAUUUUCAGAAGUACUUGCUUCUUCGUCUCCUAUGUCAAGUGAUUUGUCAACCUUCCUUUCUCAGGCUUUUUCGACCUUGCUUGAGACAUUGACACUGUCCGACUCCAUCAAUUUGCAGUCACCUCAGCUUUCAAUUCCAAAUUCCACACACCUUGAAUUUUCUCAGCUCCAGCCAAGUUCAGACCUUCUUUUUAAUACAUUCACUUUUCCACCUAGUUCCUCUGAAAUGUCGUUAUCAUCAAGCUUCCCCUCUGAUUCCCUCACGUUCUCUGAAUCAUCAACAACUUCACUGACAGAUUCUGAAACCCGUUUUACCUCAGCGUUCACGGAAACUACCUCCUAUUUUGAGUUUUCACUCAUGUCCCAUGAAUCUACAGUCACCACACUGGUGCCCUCCAGUUCCAAUCCCCUCUUUGACAUUUUGACUCCUGGAACUCACUUAACGUCACUUUUGACUGCUUUUCAUACGACACCCAUUUUAAUGGAAUCACCUCCCUUUUCAACUCCAGCACCUUCUGGUGAUAACGAUAUCAGUGCUAUGGGUGAUCACACAUCUGUCUUAUCCUCUUUCUCCAAAGUCACGCCUACCACCACAGUAUUGGUCACCACCGUGUCCCCGUCGUCCGCGUCCUCAUUUAUUUCUGAAGUGAUCCCCUCACCUGUACCUACAGAGCCAGUGUUCGUGGGUCCAUCUUUCGCACCCACAGAUUUACCGCUGAACACCUCUGCUGACCUGAGCACAGCUAAUACCAGUGCUGCCCCUGAUAAUACUGAUGACACCACCCUGGACAGCACACCUGCGAGUCAGAACCCCCAGGAGAGCAGCAUGGCUCUUCCCCUGCCAUCUGUUCAUCCUGUGACCACCCCGACUCCAGAAGCAAUGGUCGACACUCCAGCGCUGCUCACCACCAAGCCGCCAUAUGUGUGUGAUAUCGCAGUUCCUGAUCCCUAUUUGAUCACAACUGUGCUGGCCAGAAGAGCCGUGCAGGAGUACAUCAUUACGUCUAUCAAGGAGGUGUUGAGGAUUCACUUCAACCGUGCGGUGGAGCUCAAGGUUUAUGAACUAUUUGCUGAUUUCACUUUUCUGGUAACAUCUGGUCCUUUCGUUUACACGGCAAUAUCAGUCAUAAAUGUACUUAUAAAUAGUAAACUUGUACGUGACCAAACUCCUUUAAUCUUGGCUGUGAAACCGUCCUUCCUUGUCCCGGAGUCCAGGUUCCAAGUUCAAACGGUCCUUCAGUUUGUGCCUCAGAGUGUGGAUACUGGCUUCUGCAACUUCACCCUGCGUAUCGAGAAAGGCCUGAUGAUCGCUCUCUCUGAAGUGAGAAAACACCAGCAGGGCACGUAUAACCUCACGGUGCAGAUCCUGAAUGUCACCGUGGGGUCUUCAAGAGUGGCCCCUCAGCGGGGGCCCGUGAACAUCGUCUUCGCGGUCAGAGGCGCACAGGGGUUUUGGAACGGGACACGUGUGAGUGAGCUGCUCAGGAACCUUAGCGUGGUGGAGUUUAGCUUCUAUCUGGGCUACCCGGUACUGCAGAUCGCCGAACCCUUCCAGUACCCACAGCUCAACUUGUCUCAGCUGUUGAAGUCCUCUUGGGUAAGAACAGUCCUCCUGGGUGUCGUUGAGAAGCAGCUCCAGAAUGAAGUGUUUCAAACUGAGAUGGAGCGCAAACUGGCCCAGCUGCUCAGUGAGGUUUCCACCAGAAGGCGGAUGUGGAGAAGGGCCACCAUCACCGCAGGGAACAGCGUGGUGCAGGUGGUAAAUGUGUCAAGGCUCGAGGGAGAUGACAGUCCCGUGCAGCUCAUCUACUUUGUGGAAGAUCAAGAUGGAGAAAGACUCAGUGCGGUCAAGUCUUCAGAUCUGAUUAACAAGAUAGAUAUCCAGAGAGCAGCCAUUAUCUUGGGUUACCGAAUUCAAGGCGCUAUCGCCCAACCUGUGGACAGGGUGAAGAGGCCGUCGCCGGAGUCCCAGAGCAGCAACCUGUGGGUCAUCGUUGGCGUGGUCAUUCCCGUGCUGGUGGUGAUGGUGAUUGUCGUCAUCCUCUACUGGAAACUCUGCCGCACGGACAAGUUGGACUUUCAGCCCGACACCGUGGCCAACAUUCAGCAGCGGCAGAAGUUGCAGAUCCCCAGUGUGAAGGGCUUCGAUUUUGCCAAGCAGCAUCUGGGUCAGCACAAUAAAGACGACAUACUGAUUAUUCACGAGCCAGCACCGCUGCCCGGACCUGUGAAGGACCACACCACGCCCUCUGAGAAUGGAGAUGUGCCCAGCCCCAAGGCCAAGGUCCCCGCCAAGAGCAUCCGCCACCGAGGAAGAGUUUCCCCCUCAGAUGCUGACUCGACAGUCAGUGAGGAGUCCAGUGAGAGGGAGGCCGGAGACAAGACGCCAGGAGCAGUGAAUGACGGGCCCCCACCACCCAGUUCAGGGAACGAGCAGCACUCGUCGGCCUCCAUCUUUGAGCAUGUGGACAGGGUGUCCCGCUCCUCAGAGGUCAGUCGGCGGGUCCCCAGUAAGAUCCAGCUGAUUGCCAUGCAGCCCAUCCCAGCACCUCCAGCUCACCACCCCGUGCUGGCCGACCGAGUGGCAGAAACCAACAAAAUUAACAAAGAGAUUCAGACGGCGCUGCGGCACAAGUCAGAGAUCGAGCACCAUCGGAACAAGAUCCGGCUCCGGGCCAAGCGCCGCGGCCACUACGAGUUCCCGGUGGUGGACGACUUGUCGUCGGGCGACACGCGGGAGCGACACCGGGUCUACCGCAGGGCGCAGAUGCAGAUCGACAAGAUCCUGGACCCCACGGCUAGCGUGCCCUCGGUGUUCAUAGAGCCCAGGAAGAGCUCCCGGAUAAAACGUUCUCCUAAGCCACGCCGGAAACACCAGGUCAAUGGCUGCCCCGGAGAUGCUGAGAAGGACAGGCUCAUCACCACAGACAGUGACGGCACUUACAAAAGGCCCCCCGGCGUCCACAACUCUGCCUACAUUGGAUGCCCAUCUGACCCCGACCUCCCGGCAGAUGUGCAGACGCCGUCCUCUGUGGAGCUGGGGAGGUACCCAGGCCUGCCCUUCCCCACCCCGCAGUACGUCCCGCCCCAGCCGUCCAUUGAGGAGGCACGCCAGACCAUGCACUCCCUGCUGGACGACGCUUUCGCCCUCGUGGCUCCCAGCAGCCAGCCCGGCAAUGCUGCGGCUGCAGCCCCCGGAGUCCCAGCCGGCCUGCCUGUGAACAGCACCCCUUCCCGAGAAGAGAGACGAGCCACCCAGUGGGGGUCCUUCUACAGCCCAGCUCAGACGGCAGCGAACAACCCAUGUAGCAGAUACGAAGACUAUGGAAUGACUCCCCCAUCAGGCCCAUUGCCAAGACCCGGUUUUGGCCCUGGUGUGCUGCAGUCUUCAGAGCUGGUGCCUUCUGAGCCCCAGCAGCCCCAGGCAUCCACGGAAGCCCCGUAUGCUGCCCGAGGGAUCUACUCUGAGGACAUGCCAUCGGUGGCCCGGCCUCGGCCUGUCGGGGGCACCACAGGCUCCCAGAUCCAGCACCUGACUCAGGUGGGCAUUGUAAGCCGAAUCGGGGCUCAGCCAGUGGAAAUUGCACCAAGCAGAGGCGGCCAGUAUGGGGGCCCAGGCUGGCCUUCGUACGGGGAGGAUGAGGCGGGCCGAAGAGAGGCCACACACAUGCUUGGACAUCAAGAGUAUUCUUCUUCACCGCUGUUCCAGGUGCCAAGGACUUCAGGCAGGGAGCCCUCGGCUCCUCCCGGGAACCUCCCACACCGGGGGCUGCAGGGCACCGGCCUGGCUUACACCACCAGCUCCACGGAAGACCUCCAGCCCGGCCACUCCUCAGCUUCGCUCAUCAAAGCAAUUCGCGAGGAGCUCCUCCGUCUCUCCCAGAAACAGACCGCCGUGCAGAACUUCCACAGCUGAUCGGCCUCCCCUUGCACAUUUGCCAAGUGUCCGCUUCCUGUGGAAGCAAGACUAAAAGGAAGUCAACGGAGUGGGUGUUUGUAAGAAGAUGAGCGUCUCCUGGGCUGGGUGCCCAUGGAAGGGAGCGAGUUGCAAUUUUAGAAGAUGCCAUAAGUCACGUGACAGCUCAUGAUGCUUUUAAUACGUUGGCAAUUUUGUGACCACUUGGGUCCAGUCGCAAUUUAUGUACUUUUGGCCAAAAGCCAGCAGCAUUUCAUGAAAGGCAAACCACAAACUUAAGCUGACAAAAUUACUAAAUUAGUCUUCUUUUUCAAGGCGAAAGAUGAAAAUGUAGAGAUGGUACAGGGAUAACUGGAGUCCAGCCUUUCCACGGGAAGAUGUGAUUCAGGCUGGUUUGUACGAUGAACCUGCUGCUUUUUCUGAGAAAAGAAAUUUGAAGACAUUUUAUUAAGUGUAUGUCCUUCUUUUUCUCCAUAGGAACUUAUUUUAAUAGUAAUAUUAACAACAAGGAUACUAAGACUGUUCGGGAAUUUAAAAAGCUACUAGUGAGAAACCAAAUGAUAGAUCGUAGAGCCUGAUGAUUACAAACAAAGCCAUCAUCUGCAUUUUUUCUUCUACUUCUGGUGCUACAGCUCCAAGGGCCCUUCAUCUUUUAUGUCUGUGAAAUGCAACAUUGGCUUUUUCGAUGGAAGCAGAUGUUGAAAGUUUCAUUUUGUUCUAGAAAGAAAAACGAAAAACAAACACACAAAAAAACCAACUCCCCAAGUGAGGGUGGGUAGGUGGUGGGAAGCUUAAUAUUUAUUUGGUUUUUCAAAAUACAUAUCAAAGUUUAGAUUUACUCUCUUAAUUGUAUUUGCUGUUUAUCGAUUGCGAAUCUCAUUUCAGCACAUGUCGUCAUUAAGGCCAGUCUUACGGAAGGAGGCUUUUUGGAGGUCUUAACCAAUCCUUGCACUUUGCCGAUGAGUGGUUCACAAAUUUUGUUUGAAUGAGAAAUCUUACCUGAGCAAAAAUUAUGUUUAAACAUUCCUCGGACCACCAAAUUGUGAUUCAUGAAUAUGGGAAUAGUAAUCAAAUUGUGUUCAGACCUGGAAAUGGAACUGAGUUCUUGUCAGCCUUUCUCUGCUCAGUCAAGAAAGAAGAGCUUAAAGAAGAGCUUUGAGAACACAAGGGCAAGGAGAGGGUCGCUCCUAAUUUCUGAUUUUAUUGUGCUUGACUCUGCUGAGUGACUGUUAAAACCAUCUAUGUGCUUUGGGCCUGACAGCGGGUAUCACCUCCCUUGCCGUUUACUCCCGAAGUCAACAAAUGCCCCACUUCCCAAAUCAGAAUGAGGGAUAUAAUAACAAGGGCUGUUCUGUUUUCUGGUACCUGAGUGAUGUUCAGAAGAAAAACAGGCUUAGAUAACGUAUUUCUACUAUGAGUUUUUAAAAUUAGAUUAACUAAUACUUUAAACAACAGAUGUACAGGCAGAAUUUGGGGCUCUGACUAACCAAAAUCGGUGUCAUAUUUGAAGAACCCUAGAACAGCUAAAAUAGGUUUUUGAAGUGUAAUUAUCACUCCAGAAUCAUAUUGCAGCAUUUCUUUCAUUGAGCCUGUCUACAGCCUUACAAUAGAGGGAAAAUUGGUUCCAGGAAGUUAAAAUGCAGCCAUUUUUCAUCUGUACACCCCUGAAAGAGGAGGGAGGGGUGCGGGAGAAUUUGUCUCAAGGAUAUUAAAUUAAGGAAAGGGAACUCCUUUUCAGGCCGUCUUCCCAGGCUCUAAGAGCAUGGGAGAGAAGAGCCCCUUCUGGGCUUGAUUUCUUACCUCUCGAUCUUGGUUUAAUAGCCAGAGUGGAAGAUUCUCUUUGUAUGUCACUAAAAGAUACCGGUUUUCCUGAAUAUGUUAUUAAGAAUUUCAGAUAUCCAAGCAGUAUUAUGGACACCUUACAGUGAAUUCGAGUCCUGUGACAGCAAGUGGAGUAAAUGCAGGCCCCUCUUCUCCCAUUCUGCUCAGUGUGGUAAGUGUUUGCACUAAGAGUGUACCGAAAAUGGUUACCGCCUGUGUACAGUGCAGAAAUGGGCCUCUGUGUGAAAGGGGGGCUGCAAUAGUGAUUUUGAUGCCUUUCCAACUAGCAUAAAAGGAUUCUACCGGUAUUGUUCUUCUUAGACUUGAUACACUUGUAAACCGAUGUCAAGACCAAAGAGAACGUACAGUAAACACCCAGUGGUGUGUGAUGUGAGCAGGUCCGUGGCAUCACAGCACGCUUGUGUUGGUCGUCAUGCACGCUCAGUUUGCCCUUGUUUUCUCUAACCCCCUGCCCCAUCCCUUUCAUCAGUCACCAAACUCAGGGCAGACUAGCUGUCACGGGGAUCACCAUACCAAAUGGAUCUUCAGACACUCAGCUAAUGUGAUCAACUUGAAAGGAAGGCCUCGUGUCCGUCAUGUGUGCUUUGGAGUUCCAUUUCUUUGAAGCACUCGUAAAAUGAAAAGUUAAAUGUGAUUGUCUCUUCUUUUUUCCUCUUUUCAAAGUUCUAGUGGUACUAACAUGGGAAGUACCCUUCUCUAAGCCUCAUUCUCCCCAGCAGCCAAGCAAGAGCAGAGCUCCCCUGCCCACCCCACCUCCCAGGAUUUCUCAUUGUGAGAAUCAGAUGUGAUCAUGUGUGCACACGUCCCCAAAGCACUGUGAAAAUGUAAAACGUUAUCUGUAUGACGAUGCUGGAUGGACGAUCUGAUAUGCUGUGAUCUUUUCGUGAAUGAAUUCACACGGAGGUGUGACUCUUCUUCCUCGCUCCUGUUUUGCUUUACAUUCGCUUCCUUCUCCAUUAACUUUCAAAUGGCGUUUCACCAAAAUCUUUCUGCUCCUGAUUUUCUUCUGUUUCUGGCCUCAAAGAUCUCAAACGUGAAUACUGCCUUCUAAGAUCCUUGACUCUAAGUCAGGUAGCACAGACGGGAAUAAAUACUCAUCUCUAAUAGAUACACAUAAAUAACUUGGUUUAAACCUGAAUAAGAUGUGUUGAAAGUACACAUGUGCAUUAGGUACCCAGAAGAAGAAGUGAAAGUUGCACAUUGGGAAACAGGAUCUUGGGGAGAAGUCAACCAGGAAGCACUAAUGAAGGCAGAGGAACUGACCAAGCAAAUGGUGGUGACACAGCGUGGGAAGAGUGGGCCUGGGAUGGAGGUAGAAAGUGGGUGAAGCUGUCAUUGGAAAGGAACUUGAUCCUGAUCUGCUAUGAGGGAACAAAAUUCCUAACCACAUGGUUUAGGGAGUUUUAUAAGAGGAGGCAGUGGUGCUGUGAGUAUAUGUUUGCAGUAAUACAGCGAGAAAAUGACCAGGCCUGUGCAGAAGGUCUACGGAGGAAGAGAUCCAUUCUGGAGGGAAGGGGAGAGUAGCAAGAACUGCCGAAGGACCAAAUGUAAAGUAUGAAAAUAGUGGUAAGAGUUUCACCAUCUACACCCUUGCUUAGAGCAGAUCUCAGUGGUUAGCCAUUGAAUCCUUUGCGGAGCAUUGUGGGUUAUAAAUACAAAUAUUUGACUUCUUCACAGCUACCUACACGUUGUUCCUUCAAAUUUUAUUUUGUUUCAGAGUAUGUUUUGAUUUGGGUGGCACAUUUGAGCAGCAGAUUAAGUAGUGGGUUUUUGCCAGCCAGACUUUUCAGGGCCCCAGGCCGGUGAUGCAAAGCCCAGUUGAAGAAGGUUCUCUUGAAGGCUUUGGGUCAAAACAAGUGAUUCUGUGCUUUAUGAGCCUCCUGUUUAACUGUGUCCAGGGUGGGUGUUUACGGCAUUUGCACAGCUUCUCAGUGCUCCGGUGACCAAGCCAAUCACGCGGGCACUGAUUUGCAUUUGCCGUAAUUCACCUGUUAAUCAUUACCUGAACUUCUCUGUCCCCUUCAUGCUAAAUUCUUAGACAUGAAUGAAUUUGUUGGUUGGAAGGAAAGCUGGUUAAGGUGCUGGGUGGGGGUGUAGGGGGGAAGGGGGCUCCAGUUUUAACUCCCACACUACAGCUCUAGUUGAGUUUUAGCCAUUUCAUUUCUACCUCCAGAACAAGUCUCCAAAGCCAGCCUCCAGGACCCACAUUUGUCCCAGACAGGAGCGUGAGGCAGUCCACUUCUAUACCUGCAAACAGACCAUUGACUACAAAACACAUUUGUAUGGGAUGGUAACUUGAACUUCGUUUUUACAUUUAAUGCAACACAUUAACAGAUACUCUUGUAAGGUGAGAAGCGCUUCUGUGAGGAACUGCUGUAAAGUACUCAUAAAAUGUAAUAGGCUUACACUUAUUACUUAGUGAAUAAGGAGUGUGUAUGUACAUUUCAGGUUUCUUUUGAUAUGUUUGGAAGUGAUUUUCAGUGUUGAAACUAGGACUCCUUUCUCUAGUAUAAAAAAGACUUGAAAACCGAAACUUCACGGUACGAUCCUAACUUCCAGGCUUGUGUGUGUAAUGGUACACUCGAGAAUUUAUCUUAAGAACACGCAGCAGCAUUGAAAUUUAGGGAAAGAAUAUUUAAAUGCCUUUGGAAACAUGAAACAAAGUUAGGAACCCGCAAGCAAGUGGAGAAGGAAUGAAUGUCUUCAUCUGAGUCCAAAUUAGUUUCCCACAGGGUAGAUAAUUAUGCAGAUGGCUUGCUUUUCCUUCUUCCUCCAGGUUUUUCUGUUCUGGGGCCACUUCACAUUUAAAGGAAGUAUGCAUUGGUAGGAGGGACCGAGAUAAAAAUGUAAGGGAUUUGGGUCUUGUGGUUUCUGAUUGCACGGAACCAUUCUGGACAACUUGGAGUCUCUUCUCAUGCCCCCCAGACUUCAUGCUUUGACUCCCUAACUGUGCAAGUUAGGAAUAGUACAGGGCCAAGUUCAAGCCAGACAUCCUGUACUGUUCCUCCUGCAGAUAUGGGGAAAGGAGGAGGCCCUAGAGGAAUGGGAGCUCCACCAACUCACUCAGUUGCUGUAAGCACCAGAGAGCCUAUUUCAGAAGAGGGGAGUAGAACUCAGCUUUGCUUUCUUCCAAGGCACCUGCUAGGGAGUAUGGAGAGUGGGCUAGCCUUACCCUUACAGGAAAGGUUGCGUAGCAGAGCCACUCUGGAUGCUUUCUUGUCACCUCCUCUUUGUCAAGGUCCAUGUUCUUCUGACUCUUCCUGCACUCUCAUUCUUAGAUUAUGCGUGUUACUGUAUGAAAAUGCGCAGAGUAAAUUGAGGCCACGCGUGGCUUAGUACUGCAACUUGAACUUGACAAUCAUGAUUUGCUGGUCUCAAACGGGCACUUAAAUUUCGGUAUGGGUGUAUGAUUUAGUAAUUGAAUCCUCCCUUCUAUUUGACGGUUAUGUUUCUACCCUUCAAUUAGCUGCACUGUUUUCUAAUGUGCUGUAGAGUUUUUGAAAUAAUUUAUGCAAGUGUUUGGUUUCCAUGUUUACAAUUUAUACAGCUUUCCUAGCAUUUUAAAUGGAAAUGUCAAUAAAUGCUAUGAAUUGGUGUCAAGUGAUAUUUUCUGUUUAUUUCCUUUGCAACAUGAGCAUUUUCUCAUUUGUAAAAUGUGAAAGUUGAAUGAGAUGAUUUUUUUUUGGUCUGUAAUAUUUGUGGCCCU